This is a messenger RNA of Caenorhabditis angaria, 21388 nucleotides long. Lineage: Eukaryota; Metazoa; Nematoda; Chromadorea; Rhabditida; Rhabditidae. The record is from the annotation of a GenBank genome assembly.
AUGAUUAUUAGGAACAACUUUUUUGUGCUAGUGCUGGUUUUGGUAGAUUUUGUGGUGUCGCAGAGGAGGUGAGUUUGGGGGAGGCUAUUUGAAAUGCGCCAAGGGUGCUGGAAAUGCGUCAGCAAACCUCUGGGCUUUUAGAAAUGCGUCAGCAAACCUCUGGGUUUCUAGAAAUGCGUCAGCAAACCUCUGGGCUUCUAGAAACGCGUCAGCAAACCUCUGGGCUUCUAGAAAUGCGUCAGCAAACCUCUGGGCUUCUAGAAAUGCGUCAGCAAACCUCUGGGCUUCUAGAAAUGCGUCAGCAAACCUCUGGCCUUCUAGAAAUGCGUCAACAAACCUCUGGGCUUCUCGAAAUGCGUCAGCAAACCUCUGGGCUUUUAGAAAUGCGUCAGCAAACCUCUGAGCUUUUAGAAAUGCGUCAGCAAAUUUUCAAGUUACUAGAAAAGCGCUAGCAACGUCAUCCACCUACCAAAAUUGCGCCAACGAUUUUUGAUCUACCAAAAAAAGUGAAAUUGCUCUUCACCGCUCGUUUCGCCUAAUCCAACCUGACGUGGCGGAGCCCAUAAAACUUUGAUCUACCCCUAGUUUUCUGCACAUCACAUCCUCCCUAAAAAUCUGACUAACUCAAUUUGCCGAAAAAGUUUGGAGGAACUUUUUUAGGAAAAAAAAAAGAAGCGGGAGCGAGAGAGAGAGAGAGAGAGAGAGAGAGAGAGAGAGAGAGAGAGAGAGAGAGAGAGAGAGAGAGAGAGAGAGAGAGAGAGAGAGAGAGAGAGAGAGAGAGAGAGAGAGAGAGAGAGAGAGAGAGAGAGAGAGAGAGAGAGAGAGAACAGAGAGAGAGAGAGAACAGAGAGGUGAUUCAAUUUACAGCCAUUCAUUUCUGGAGGUGGAAUUUUUUAUUUUGCAAAAAAAAAGGAAGGGGCCUAAAAUCGUGGAAAUUUUUAGAUACCCAAAAUUCACAGGGCCUGAAUUAUCGGGCCUAAAAAUCUAGAGCCUUUUAUGCCAAGCCUAUCAUAAGCUUGUAAAAAAAGCUGAACCUGAAAAGCCUGAAUUUUAGCGAGGCCUGAAAUUUCAGCGAGGCCUUAAAUUUCAGAUGAGCCUGAAUUUUAGACCAGCCUGAUUUUUACAUGAACCUAAAUUUCAGAUCAGCCUGAGUUUUGAACCAGCCUGAAUUUUAGCGAGGCCUUAAAUUUCAGCUAAGCCUGAAUUUUAGAUGAGCCUAAAUUUCAGAUGAGCCUAAAUUUCAGAUGAGCCUGAAUUUUAGCGAGGCCUUGAUUUUUUGACUAGGCCUUGAAUUUAGACCUGCCUGAUUUUUAGACCAGCCUGAAUUUUAGACGAGCCUAAAUUUCAGAUGAGCCUGAAUUUUAGACCAGCCUGAUUUUUAGAUGAGCCUAAAUUUCAGAUGAGCCUGAAUUUUAGCGAGGCCUUGAUUUUUUGACUAGGCCUUGAAUUUAGACCUGCCUGAUUUUUAGACCAGCCUGAAUUUUAGACGAGCCUAAAUUUCAGAUGAGCCUGAAUUUUAGACCAGCCUGAUUUUUAGAUGAGCCUAAAUUUCAGAUGAGCCUGAAUUUUAGCGAGGCCUUGAUUUUUUGACUAGGCCUUGAAUUUAGACCUGCCUGAUUUUUAGACCAGCCUGAUUUUUAGAUAAGCCUGAAUUUUAGAUGAGCCUAAAUUUUAGACCAGUCUUAAAGGUACCUAAAUCUGAUAUGUUGAAAAUUUUUGUCUAGAAAAUUGAAAGGGCCUAAUAAAUAGCGAGGCCUUAAAGUUUGGAUUGAAAAUUUUAGGAUACCUAAGAUUACCAGGCCCCCUAAAAGGCCUUUAUUUUUUCAGGCCUAUAUUUAGAGGGGCCUGAAUUAUGAACAUUUUGAGAUGCCUAAACUAUGUUAGGCCUUAACAAUCGGGCCUAAAGUACCCUCAUUUUUGUCGGGCCUAAAUUUAGAUGGGCCUGAAUUUUAAAUCAGCCUUAAAGGGGGGGGCCUAAAUCCUUAAAGGUACCUAAAUUUUUGUCUAGAAAAUUGGAAGGGCCUAAUAUGAUAAGCCUGAAAAGGCCUUAAGGUUUGGGUUAAAAAUUUUAGGAUACCUAAGAUUACCAGGACUGGUAAUGCCUAAAAGGCCUUUAUUUUUUCAGGCCUAUAUCUAGAGGGGCCUGAAUUGAACCUGAAUUUUUUUAGACAUGCCUAAAGGUGCCUAGCCUGAGCUAGAUCUCAAAAUGGGGGCCUCAAGAUCCAAAUGUUUCCUUUCAGAUCCACUCACACGCUCACCGAACUCCUCGAUCGUCUCACCAACUCCUCCACCUACGACAAACGACUUCGACCCAAAUACGGUUCGGCGCCGGUAGAUGUUGGCAUCACGAUCCACGUGUCGUCGAUUUCGGCAGUGUCGGAAGUCGACAUGGAUUUCACGUUGGAUUUUUAUUUGCGACAAACGUGGCAGGAUCCAAGGCUCGCUUUUGAUGGAGUGGAUAUUGGAAACGGGUCGAUCAAUUCGUUGACGGUGAGUUGGGGGAGCGGAAGGGAAGCGGAAGGGAAGCGGAAGGGGGCGGAAGGAGUAGGUUAGGUUAGGGUGAGCCUAAGGUUAGCCUGAGGUACGCGUAGGGUAAGCCUAAGGUAGACCUAAGGUAAUCCUAAUGUAAGCCUGAGGUAAGCCUAAGGUUAGCCUAAGGUAAUCCUAAUGUAAGCCUGAGGUAAGCCUAAGGUUAGCCUAAGCUAAGCCUAAGCUAAGCCUAAGCUAAGCCUAAGCUAAGCCUAAGCUAAGCCUAAGCUAAGCCUAAGCUAAGCCUAAGCUAAGCCUAAGCUAAGCCUAAGCUAAGCCUAAGCUAAGCCUAAGCUAAGCCUAAGCUAAGCCUAAGCUAAGCCUAAGCUAAGCCUAAGCUAAGCCUAAGCUAAGCCUAAGCUAAGCCUAAGCUAAGCCUAAGCUAAGCCUAAGCUAAGCCUAAGCUAAGCCUAAGCUAAGCCUAAGCUAAGCCUAAGCUAAGCCUAAGCUAAGCCUAAGCUAAGCCUAAGCUAAGCCUAAGCUAAGCCUAAGCUAAGCCUAAGCUAAGCCUAAGCUAAGCCUAAGCUAAGCCUAAGCUAAGCCUAAGCUAAGCCUAAGCUAAGCCUAAGCUAAGCCUAAGCUAAGCCUAAGCUAAGCCUAAGCUAAGCCUAAGCUAAGCCUAAGCUAAGCCUAAGCUAAGCCUAAGCUAAGCCUAAGCUAAGCCUAAGCUAAGCCUAAGCUAAGCCUAAGCUAAGCCUAAGCUAAGCCUAAGCUAAGCCUAAGCUAAGCCUAAGCUAAGCCUAAGCUAAGCCUAAGCUAAGCCUAAGCUAAGCCUAAGCUAAGCCUAAGCUAAGCCUAAGCUAAGCCUAAGCUAAGCCUAAGCUAAGCCUAAGCUAAGCCUAAGCUAAGCCUAAGCUAAGCCUAAGCUAAGCCUAAGCUAAGCCUAAGCUAAGCCUAAGCUAAGCCUAAGCUAAGCCUAAGCUAAGCCUAAGCUAAGCCUAAGCUAAGCCUAAGCUAAGCCUAAGCUAAGCCUAAGCUAAGCCUAAGCUAAGCCUAAGCUAAGCCUAAGCUAAGCCUAAGCUAAGCCUAAGCUAAGCCUAAGCUAAGCCUAAGGUAAACCUAGGACAAGCCUAAGCUAAGCCUAAGCUAAGCCUAAGGUAAACCUAGGACAAGCCUAGAUAAGCCUGAAGUUAGCCUAAGAUAAGCCUAAGCUAAGCCUAUGAUAAGCCUAAGCUAAGUCUAAGGUAAGCCUAAGCUAAGCCUGAGCUAAGCCUAAGCUAAGCCUAAGCUAAGCCUAAGCUAAGCCUAAGCUAAGCCUAAGCUAAGCCUAAGCUAAGCCUAAGCUAAGCCUAAGCUAAGCCUAAGCUAAGCCUAGAAGUUUAGGCUUACGAACCACUUUUUUUAGGCUUAGGCUUAAGGAAAACCGUAACCUUAAGGAUUACCCUAAAGCUUCUGAGCCUUUUCCCAGGCUUAAAUCUAGUCCCGUAACUACCUUAAGUACCCUAACCCCUAAAAAUCCACGUCAUAACUACGUUUUCCUAUUUUGCAGGUCGGCGUUGAUUAUCUGGAAAAACUGUGGAAACCCGACACAUUUUUCCCCAACGAGAAAAAAUCCUAUUUCCAUUUGGCCACCACUCACAACUCAUUUCUGCGAAUCGAAAGCAACGGAACCGUCUUCACCAGUCAGAGGUUGGUUUUCAGCCGAUUUUCAGCCGCAUUUUCAGAUUCAGCGUGAAAUUUCAGCCCGGAAAAGUGCAAAAAAAAAAAUUUUUCAAAAAAGUUCCCACCGGGCAUCGAUCCCUCGACCUUUUUCCUCGAAAUUUUGUGCAUUUCAAGCUCCGCCCCCACUUUUUGAAAAAAAGUAAAAAUUUUACGAGCGCGCUGAGGAUCAGUUGAGGAUUAUAAUAUGAGCAAUAAAUGUUUCAUUUUUCGGAAAAAUAUAAAGGGACCUGCGGCAGGGUUUUGUGGGCGGAGCUUGGAAUUUUUUUUUUUGCAAUUUUGUGGCACAGAUUUGUGGGCGGAGCAAAGUUAUAUUUGGCAGUGAGAAAAAUUGCAAAUUUUCAGCUACCGCAGGGUUUUGUGGGCGGAGCUUAGGCUUUGUCAUUUUUGGUUUCGAAAAAUUGCAAAUUUUCAGCUGCCGCAGGGUUUUGUGGGCGGAGCUUAGGCUUAGUCAUGUUUGGUAUCAAAAAAUUGCAAGUUUCAAGCUGCCGCAGGGUUUUGUGGGCGGAGCUUGGAAUUUUUUUUUGCAAUUUUGCCGCAGGGUUUUGUGGGCGGAGCCUACCUUAGUCAUGUUUGGUAUCGAAAAAUUGCAAAUUGUUUAGCUGCCGCAAGGUUUUGUGGGCGGAGCUUAGCCUAGUCAUGUUUGGUAUCAAAAAAUAGCAAAUUUUCAGCUGCCGCAGGGUUUUGUGGGCGGAGCUUAGCCUAGUCAUGUUUGGUAUCAAAAAAUAGCAAAUUUUCAGCUGCCGCAGGGUUUUGUGGGCGGAGCUUAGUAAGAAAAAUUGCAAAUUUUUAGCUGCCGCAGGGUUUUGUGGGCGGAGCUUGGAAUUUUUUUUGCAAUUUUGUGGCACAGAUUUGUGGGCGGGGUUUAGCCUAGUCAUGUUUGGUAUCAAAAAAUAGCAAAUUUCCAGCUGCCGCAGGGUUUUGUGGGCGGAGCUUAGCCUAGUCAUGUUUGGUAUCAAAAAAUUGCAAAUUUCCAGCUGCCGCAGGGUUUUGUGGGCGGAGCCUACCUUUGUCAUGUUUGGUAUCAAAAAAUUGCGAAUUUUCAGCUGCCGCAGGGUUUUGUGGGCGGAGCUUAGUAAGAAAAAUUGCAAAUUUUCAGCUGCGGCAGGGUUUUGUGGGCGGAGCUUAGUAAGAAAAAUUGCAAAUUUUCAGCUGCCGCAGGGUUUUGUGGGCGGAGCUUAGUAAGAAAAAUUGCAAAUUUUCAGCUACCGCAGGGUUUUGUGGGCGGAGCCUACCUUAGUCAUGUUUGGUAUCAAAAAAUUGCAAAUUUUCAGCUGCGGCAGGGUUUUGUGGGCGGAGCCUACCUUAGUCAUGUUUGGUAUCAAAAAAUUGGCAAAUUUUCAGCUGCGGCAGGGUUUUGUGGGCGGAGCUUAGUAAGAAAAAUUGCAAAUUUUCAGCUACCGCAGGGUUUUGUGGGCGGAGCCUACCUUAGUCAUGUUUGGUAUCAAAAAAUUGCAAAUUUUCAGCUGCCGCAGGGUUUUGUGGGCGGAGCUUAGUAAGAAAAAUUGCAAAUUUUCAGCUGCGGCAGGGUUUUGUGGGCGGAGCUUAGUAAGAAAAAUUGCAAAUUUUCAGCUGCCGCAGGGUUUUGUGGGCGGAGCUUAGUAAGAAAAAUUGCAAAUUUUCAGCUACCGCAGGGUUUUGUGGGCGGAGCCUACCUUAGUCAUGUUUGGUAUCAAAAAAUUGCAAAUUUUCAGCUGCGGCAGGGUUUUGUGGGCGGAGCCUACCUUAGUCAUGUUUGGUAUCAAAAAAUUGGCAAAUUUUCAGCUGCGGCAGGGUUUUGUGGGCGGAGCUUAGUAAGAAAAAUUGCAAAUUUUCAGCUACCGCAGGGUUUUGUGGGCGGAGCCUACCUUAGUCAUGUUUGGUAUCAAAAAAUUGCAAAUUUUCUGCUGCGGCAGGGUUUUGUGGGCGGAGCUUAGUAAGAAAAAUUGCAACUUUCAAGCUGCCGCAGGGUUUUGUGGGCGGAGCCUACCUUAGUCAUGUUUGAUAUCAAAAAAUUGCAAAUUUUCUGCUGCGGCAGGGUUUUGUGGGCGGAGCUUAGUAAGAAAAAUUGCAAAUUUUCAGCUACCGCAGGGUUUUGUGGGCGGAGCCUACCUUAGUCAUGUUUGGUAUCAAAAAAUUGCAAAUUUUCUGCUGCGGCAGGGUUUUGUGGGCGGAGCUUAGUAAGAAAAAUUGCAACUUUCAAGCUGCCGCAGGGUUUUGUGGGCGGAGCCUACCUUAGUCAUGUUUGAUAUCAAAAAAUUGCAAAUUUCAGACUUACCGUAACUGCCACGUGUCCCAUGGAUCUGCAACUCUUCCCAAUGGAUUCUCAACACUGUAAACUCGAAAUUGAAAGCUGUAAGUCACCUGAAAAUUUCAGAUUUUUUGUCUGAAAAUCUGUGUGAAAUUAGUCGUGGGGUAGGCGUGCCGUUUUAUUGAUUUUUCUUUGAAAAAACCACAAAAAAAUGAGAAUUAACAUGAGCAAUGUUGUUGGAAAAAUGAGAAAUAUCGAUUUUAUUUUUUCGCCCCGCCCCUUUCUUUUUUUUCUUGUAUUCAAUUUUUUUGUACCAUGUAUACUGUAUUUUUUUUUUUUUGAAUUUUUUUAUUUUGCCGCCAAAAUUUUUUUUUUUUUUUUUUUGAAAAACGGUGAGUCGGGGAUUUUUCGGUGUUGUGAUUGGCGAUUUUUGCAUGAUUCGAUAUUUUUUGUUACACGUCACACACACGGGGUACUGUAGAUUUUGGCGCGCAAAAAUUUGAUCUACAAAUUUCCCGGAUUCUACAGUAGUCCCGGAUACUGUAGCUUUGAAAUCCACGUGGCACUUUUUUUAUUUCAAAAAUUGUUGAUCUACUAAAUUCUAGAAUUCUACAGUAGUCAUGGAUACUGUAUCCACGUGGCACUUUUUUUAUUUCAAAAAUUGUUGAUCUACAAAUUUGCUGGAUUCUACAGUAAUCCUGGAUACUGUAGCUUUGAAAUCCACGUGGCACUUUUUUCAACGCAAAAAAUUGAUCUACACAAAAUUCCAGAGCGCUUCACUACAGUAACCUCAGAGGUACUGUAGAUUUUAACUUUCGGAAAAUAGGAUUACUGUAGCUUUUGGCGCCACGUGGCACUACAGUAAUCUAUCCAAGAAGUUACAGAAAGUGUGAUCUACUAACUUUUCCAAUAUUUGAUCUACUACAGUACUUCUCUAACAAUAUACAGUAAUUCAACUAACAUUCUCUCUUGAUCUACAAAUUUUCUACAGUAACCCAAAUCAAGUUUUUGAUCUACCACUAAAUGCGUGCGUGUGUGUGACGUGUCGCUUUGCGUGUUUUCAGACGGCUACAAUAUUCUCGACAUUGUCUACGUGUCGCAUCAAAAAGGCGACAAAUUCGACUAUCAAAUCGAGUUGCCGCAAUUUGUGCUCCAAAAAAUGGAUGUGAUUAGUUAUACGAAAAAGUUGAGCUCAGGUUUGUGCGGGGAGAAAAUUUGCGAUUUUUUGAGACCAAAUAUGAGGGGGUUGGCCUAGGAAAUUGUGUUUUUGGAUUUCUAGGCCAUGUGGAAUUUUCCUGGCCUAGAAUUCCACCAUUUUUUCUAGGCCAUAUGGCGAAUUUGAUGUCAAAAUAUCCCAAAUUUCCUAGCUGGCCUAGAAAUCCAAAUCCAAAUCCUAGGCCACCUCAAUUUUCAAAUUCAAAUUUCAAAAAUGGCCUAGAAAUCCACCAUUUUUCUAGGCCAUAUGGCAAAUUUGAUUUCAAAAUAUCCCAAAUUUCCUAGCUGGCCUAGAAAUCCAAAUCCAAAUCCUAGGCCACCUCAAUUUUAGGGGUUCUAGGCCACCUGAAAGUGCAUUAGGUAAUUUAAAUAUUCAAAUUUAGUUCUCGUGGCCUAGAAAUCCAAAUCCUAGGCCACCUCAAUUUUCAAAUCCAAAUUUCAAAAAUGGCCUAGAAUUCCACCAUUUUUUCUAGGCCAUAUGGCAAAUUUGAUUUCAAAAUAUCCCGAAUUUCCUAGCUGGCCUAGAAAACCAAAUCCAAAUCCGAAUCCUAGGCCACCUCAAUUUUUUAAUUCAAAUAUCCAAAUUUCAAAAAUGGCCUAGAAAUCCACCAUUUUUUCUAGGCCAUAUGGCAAAUUUUGUUUCAAAAUAUCCCUAAUUUCCCACUUUCCCAUGGCCUAGAAAUCCAAAUCCUAGGCCACCUCAAUUUUAGGGGUUCUAGGCCACCUGAAAGAGCAUUAGGUAAUUUAAAUAUUCAAAUUUAGUUCUCGUGGCCUAGAAUUCCACCAUUUUUCUAGGCCAUACGGCAAAUUUGGUAUCAAAAUAUCCCGAAUUUCCCACUUUCCCAUGGCCUAGAAAUCCAAAUCAAAAUCCUAGGCCACCUCAAUUUUAGGGGUUCUAGGCCACCUGAAAGAGCAUUAUGUAAUCUAUCCAAAUUCAGUUCUCGUGGCCUAGAAUUCCACCAUUUUUUCUAGGCCAUAUUGCAAAUUUGAUUUCAAAAUAUCCCAAAUUUCCCACUUUCCCAUGGCCUAGAAAUCCAAAUCCAAAAAUUCUUCCAGGCGAAUACUCGCGUCUAAUUUGGUAUUUCCUUUUCCGCCGUAACAUCGGCUUCUACAUAAUUCAAAUUUAUUUGCCCUCAAUUCUGAUUGUCGUCAUUUCGUGGGUCUCGUUUUGGUUGAAUCGCGAAGCAACGCCGGCGAGAGUGGCGCUGGGUGUGACUACGGUAUUGACGAUGACUACUUUGAUGACCAUGACUAAUGUUAGUUUUUUUUGGGGGGCUUUGGGAACAGAGAGCUUCAGAAGGCUCCAGAAGGCUCCAGAGGGCUUCAGAAGGCUUCAGAAGGCUCUAGAAGGCUUCAGAAGGGUCCAGAAGGCUUCAGAGAGCUCCAGAGAGCUCCAGAGAGCUCCAGAAGGCUCCAAAAGGCUUUAGAGAGCUCCAGAAGACUCUAGACGGCUCCAGAGAGCUCCAAAAGGCUUCAGAGAGCUCUAGAAGGCUUUAGAGAGCUCCAGAGAGCUCCAGAAGGCUUUAGAAGGCUUCAGAGAGCUCUAGAAGGCUUCAGAGAGCUUCAGAAGGCUUUAGAGAGCUCCAGAAGGCUCCAGAAGGCUCAGAAGGCUUUAGGGAGCCUCAGAAGGCUCCACAGAGCUCCAGAAGGCUCCAGAAGGCUCCAGAAGGCUCCAGAGAGCUCCAGAAGGCUCUAGAAGGCUUCAGAGAGCUCCAGAAGACUUCAGAAGGCUCCAGAAGGCUUCAGAAGGCUUCAGAAGGCUCCAGAAGGCUUCAGAAGGCUUCAGAGAGCUCCAGAAGGCUCUAGAAGGCUCCAGAAGGCUCCGGAAGGCUUCAGAAGGCUUUAGAGAGCUCCAAAAGGCUCCAGAAGGCUUCUAAGGGUCCGCUAAAGGUCCUCAAAUCUAAUUUUUUUCCAGAGCUCCAUGCCAAAAGUGUCGUAUGUGAAAAGUAUCGAUAUAUUUUUGGGUGAGUCUGUUUUUUUUCUACAAAAAAAAAUUUGCGUCAACCUAAAUUUGAUUGGCGCAUUUUUUGUAGUUUUUUAGAAGCUACAGAAAAUGUGCCAAUAAAACAUGAAAUCUGUAGCCUACAAAAUACGCGUCAGCAUCGAGUGUAUAUAUUUUUGCACCAAGAUUGCGUCAAUCUAGAAUUUUCUUGACGCAAAUUUUGUAGCUAACUUGAAUUGAAUUGUGUCAAUCAAGAUCAAGCUGACCUAAAAAAAUUUUCCCUACAAAAAAUGCGUCAGCACGAUAUUCCUUGACGCAUUUUCUGUAGCUGUUUCCCACGCUUACACAAUCUGCGUCAAUCUAGAGUCCGCCUACAAAAUUGGCGUCAGCACAAUAAUUUGCUGACGCAUUUCCGGGAUGAUCUUUGAUUUUCUGACACAUUUGAUUGCAACACUUUUCUCACAUCCAACAAUUCAUCAUUUAUUUGUCGCCCUGGCAAAUUGCCGUGUAUCUUUUCUUCCAAUUUUUUAUCAUCCCGCUCAACAACUCUUUUUUUUGUGUAAUAAACAUUAUAUAAUACUAAUUGGAGUGAGAGAAAAAUGAGUGGGAGACGAAAAAUUCGGGGAUUUUUGGAGCAAAACUGGAAAAUUUCGGGUCAAGGUGAUCUAGAUUGACGCAUUUUCAAAAGCCUGCAAAAUUUGCGUCAAGGAGAUCUAGGUUGACACAUGUUUUGUAGGCUGGGAAGUUUUGGGUCAUGGAAAUCUAGAUUGACGCAUAUUUUGUAGGCUGAGAAGUUGACACAAUUUUUGUGAGUUACAGAAUCAUUGCUCAUAUUAAAUCUAAACAUGAGCAAUGCAUUUAUUUUUGAAAACUAAAAAAAUGGGGGUUUUUCUAGGCGUCAAACAGAAUUUUAUAACAUGAGCAAUGCUCCUUCAGAAAAAGCGCUAGCAAAGUUAUAGAUUGACGCAAUUUUUGUAAGGGUCAAAUCAUUGCUCAUAUUAGAAAUUUGAAAAUCUAAACAUGAGCAAUGAAUUAUUUUUCGAAAACAAAAAAAAUAGGGAUUUUUCUAGACGUCACUCAUUGCUCAUAUCAGAAUUUUAUAACAUGAGCAAUGCUCCUUCAGAAAAAGCGCUAGCAAAAUUAUGGAUUGACGCAAUUUUUGUAAGCGUCAAAUCAUUGCUCAUAUUAGAAAUUCAAAAAUCCAAACAUGAGCAAUGCAUUAUUUUCGAAAAUAAAAAAAAAUGGGGGUUUUUAGGCGUCAAAUCAUUGCUCAUGUUAGAAUUGUAUAACAUGAGCAAUGCUCCUUUAAAAAACUUUUCAGAAAGCAAAAUUAUAGAUUGACGCAAUUUUUGUGAGCAGCUACAGAAUCAUUGCUCAUAUUAAAUCUAAACAUGAGCAAUGCAUUUUUUUUUUCGAAAAUAUCAGAAUUUUCUAACAUGAGCAAUGCUCCUUUCAAAAAAAAUUUCAGAAAGCAAAAUUAUAGAUUGACGCACAAUUUUUGUAGACCAGAAAUUUCUAACAUGAGCAAUGAAGAUUUUCAAUUUUCAGAUAGAAUUUCUGAGAUUCUUAAAAUUUAUGUUUAACCUCAUUUUGUGUAGAAUUUCAGAAGCUUUCAGAAAUUUCUAACAUGAGCAAUGCUCCUUUAAAAAAUUAUUUUUUAGGCUUCAGAAAAAGCGCUAACAAAAUUAUAAAUUGACGCAAUUUUUGUAGACCAGAAAUUUCUAACAUGAGCAAUCCUUCAAAAAUCCCAAAUCUAAUUUCUUCCAGGCGUCUGUUUCAUGAUGGUCUUCUGCUCGCUUCUCGAAUACGCUGCAGUCGGCUACAUUUCAAAACGUCUGAAAUUGGUGCGAGCGCGACGCGAAGCCGACAUGCGCACACCGUCGCCGCGACGCGACACGCUCGCGGCAGAUUUGCCGCCGCCGCCAAAACGCGCCAUUUCCGUGCCCGCCUAUUUCAACAAUCAAACGUAUCGACCGUUUUAUUCGUCGACAGACAGAACUAGCAAUUUGUAUAUUCCGGAAGCGCAGAGGACCAGUAUUUUUGUGGUGAGUACUAUGGGGUACUGUAGAUGUUUGCCACGUGGCAAGUAGAGUACUGUAAUUUAGAUUAGUCUUUUUGUUAUGUAGAGAUUUGGAAAAACAAAUAAUUUAGUUUAAUUUUUGCCACGUGAGAUUACUGUAGCUCGAAAAAAUCCACAACAUUUUCAAAACAUUUUUUGUAGAUCAAAAUUCUUUCUAGGUUACUGUAGAUUUUUGUAAGAUUCCACGUGGCACUGUUUUUUUUUCCUUCCAAAAAAAAAUUACAAGUUUCUGGAACCUGUAUGUAGAUCAAGAAAAAAUUAUUGCCACGUGGCAUUUUUUUCCCCGAAAAGAUUUUUGUAGAUCAAAAUUCUAGGUUACUGUAGAGUUUUGAGAAUCCAUGUGGCAAAACUACUGUAGGUCGAUUUUUGCUACGUCAAUUCACGUGGCCCCGUAAAAUUUUUGUAGAUCAAAUUUUGUUGAUUACACUUGGAACCUAAGAUUACUGUAGGUAGAUCAAAAAAAAAUAUGUUGCCACGUGGUAUUUCAGAGUACUGUACCUUCCAGGAAGAUCGCCCAAUCACACCCAACGAGCUCACACCAAUGCUCCACAAUCGCUCCGCCUCUCAAAAUUCAAUUCUGAUCUACACCGCCGCCGCUCCUCUACCGUACCUCCACGAUGACGUCAUCCUGGGACCACGUUGGCGAUGGGCCCGACCAUCGAAUAUCGACAAAUACUCGAGGAGUAUUUUUCCUACUGUAGGCCGGCCGCUUUUUUUUUGGCGCCAAAAUGUACAGUAAUCCUGUUUUUGUAGAUCUUCAUUCUGUUCAACUUGGGAUAUUGGAUCUAUUUUCUACAAGUUAGCCGAAUUCAACAAGCCGAGAAGACAAAACAUCCGAUUUUAUAAUUUUUUUUUCAUGUUUUUUGUGUUAUUUUAUUCUAUUCUCACCACAUUGCUCAUGUUAGUUUUUGAAUUUUUUUUUGCGCGCGCAAAAAAAAAUUCAAAAUUUGUAGAUCAAAUUUCGGCGCGCUACAGUAAUCUGGGAUUUCAAAAUUUCUAGUCCCAGCUGAAAAUUUAAAAAAAUUACAGAUUGUUCCUUUAAGCCUCCAAAAGUACAGUAACCUAGCCUCCAAAAAUACAGUAACCUAGCCUCCAAAAAUACAGUAACCUAGCCUCCAAAACUACAGUAACCUAGCCUCCAAAAAUACAGUAACCUAGCCUCCUAAAAUACAGUAACCUAGCCUCCAAAAAUACAGUAACCUAGCCUCCAAAAAUACAGUAACCUAGCCUCCAAAAAUACAGUAACCUAGCCGAGAAAAUUACAGUAACCUAGCCAAAAAAGAUUUUUUGUAGAUCAUAAUUUACAGUAACCUGGCCUUAGCUUAGGGUUUUCCUCACGGCAUUUCAGAAGGUUUUUUCUCUGCGUCUCUCUCUCUCUCUCUCUCUCUCUCUCUCUCUCUCUCUCUCUCUCUCUCUCUCUCUCUCUCUCUCUCUCUCUCUCUCUCUCUCUGCGUCUCUCUCUCUCUCUCUCUCUCUCUCUCUCUCUCUCUCGAUUCACCCUGUAAAAUGCCGUGGCCUACAAGUUAUCAUUUUUAAAUUUAAGCCCAGCCGAAUUUUUGUGAUCCAGGAUUCUGAAAAUCUUCUGAAAAUCUAGUUUUUGAGAAAAAAGUUCUGAAAACCUGAAAAUUAGACAUUUGACAUUCUGAAAAAGUCUGAAUAUUUUGGGAUUUUGAAAAUUAGGGUUUUCCGAGCGGUAGCGAGUGUAAACCGGAAGCUUCCGCGCAGCGGCACUGUCUUCCGCUUUAGCGGCCAGGUUCUGAAUAUUAGUUGGCCUGAGGAAUUUAUUAGAACUUAGCCUAACUUGACCGGACAGAAUUCUGAAAAUCUUUUGUGAAUUCAUAUCAAAUUUCAGAGAGUUAGCCUAACUUGAGUCAAAAAUUUUUUUCCGAGCGGUAGCGAGUGUAAACCGGAAGCUUCCGCGCAGCGGCACUAUCUUCCGCUUUAGCGGCCAGGUUCUGAAUAUUAGUUGGCCUGAUUUUCUAGAUUUAGGAGUUAGCCUAAAAUUUUUGUGAUCCAGGAUUCUGAAACCCCUCUCAUUUUCCAGACGGCUAUCAAACAGCAGACAUCGAUUAUUAUUGGGGUAAGACGAAAUUCGACGAUCAGAACAAAGCGGUGGCAUUCGACGCAAUUCAACUUCCCCAAUUCGCUCCCUCAAUGUAUCUAGUGAAUGUGACAAAUAUUGCGACAUCUUCUGGCAGAUAUGUUCGAUUGGCUUUGCAUGUGGUGCUCGUCAGGAAUAUGGGUUUUUAUACGAUGAAUAUUGUGAUUCCGUCGAUUUUGAUUGUCACUAUUUCAUGGGUGAGUUUGGAAUAAGGGUGGAAAUGCGGUCAAAAUGAGACCAAACACGGUGUAGAUCAAAUUUAGAUGCCAAAAUUUGAUCUACACCAUGUUUGGUGUCAUUCUGACCCAAAUCUCACGGCCAAUCCCAUUCCAGGUAUCAUUUUGGCUGAAUCGCGAAGCCUCUCCAGCUCGUGUUGGUCUUGGUGUCACGACUGUGCUCACAAUGACCACUCUUAUCACCACCACAAAUAAUUCGAUGCCGAAAGUGUCGUAUGUGAAAGGAUUGGAUGUUUUUUUGAAUUUUUGGUGAGUUGGGGUACUGUAGGUGUAUUUUGGUUGGAUUUUGUAGAUCUACAGUAGUCCUAGAUGUUUAGAAAAACCAAAUCUAUGUGAGAUUACCGUAGAUUCAGGUGGAUUUUGUAGAUCAAAAUUUGGCACUUAACAUCUACAGUAAUCCUAUUCAAUCUAGGUGUCAAAAAUUCCAAAAUUUCCCCAAAACCAGGAUGAGGAUUACUGUAGAUUUUAGUGCCAAAUUUUCGGAAUUUUGUAGAUCAUUUUUUUAAAUAUGAAUUCUACAGUAAUCCUAAUCAUAUUUGAUGUCUAGAAAUUCCAAAUUUAGAAGCUAAAAUCAUAUAUGAUUACUGUAGAUUCAGUUGGAAUUUUUUUGGAUUCUGUAGAUCAAAAUUUGCCACUUAACAUCUACAGUAAUCCUCAAUCAAUUAAUUGUUCCUACAGUAAUCCUAAUCAUAUUUGAUGUCUAGAAAUUCCAAAUUUAGAAGCUAAAAUUAUGUAGGAUUACUGUAGAUUCAGUUGGAAUUUUUUGGAUUUUGUAGAUCACUUUUUUUAAUAAGAAAUCUACAGUAUCCUAGUCAUAUUUGCUAUCAAAAAACGUGAAAUUUUAAUCUCAAAAUCAUGUAGGAUUACUGUAGAUUCAGUUGGAAUUUUUUUUUGGAUUUUGUAGAUCAAUUAAUUUUCUACAGUAUCCUAAUCAUAUUUGCUAUCAAAAAACGUGGAAUUUUUAUCUCAAAAUCAUCUAGGAUUACUGUAGAUUCAGUUGGAUUUUUUUUGGAUUUUGUAGAUCAUUUUUUUAAAUAUGAAUUCUACAGUAUCCUAUUCAAUCUAGGUGUCAAAAAUUCUAAAUUCAAGCUUUAAAAUCAUUCAGGAUUACUGUAGAUUUUAGUGCCAAAUUUUCGGAAUUUUGUAGAUCACGAGAAAUCUACAGUAAUCCUGAUCAUAUUUGGUGUCAAAAAACGUGGAAUUUUCUGUAGAUCACCAAUUUUUCCAGUUUCGUGAUGGUUUUCGCGUCGCUCCUCGAAUACGCCAUCGUUUCCUACAUGAAUAAGCGACUGGUUUUGAGACGCGAGAAACGUCGCAAAGCCGCCGAACAACAACAACGCAACGAGGUUCCGAUGUUCCACGCGAGUCCCAAAUCGGGCGGCCCCAAUAAUAAUGUGAGUCUCUUUGUUUUUUGGGUGACCAUUGCUCAUUUUAGUCCUACGAGAUGACAUUGAUGUCACAAAAUUCGACACCGGCUAAAACUUAUGUGCAGGUAGAUCACACAAAAAAAAAUUUGAAAAUGUUGUAAUUGCGGUGCUUCGUAGUUUGUGUUAUUUGAUGAGUAGCUAGCAAAAAAAAAGCCACGUGGCAAAAUGAUAAAAAAAUGAUACUGUAGAAAGAUUUUUGAUCUACAUCCACGUGGCACAAAGAAAACUGUAGAUCAAAAUUUUGAAAAAAAUCCACAUGGCAAAAUUUACCUUUCAAAAAAUCUAGAAACAUCCUCGAGCUACAGUACUCCAGAAAUCCACGUGUCAAAAAAAAAAUUACUGUAGAUCAAAUGUUCCACGGAAAAUGGCCAAUAUACUGUACUUUUGAUCUACAGUACCCCAAAUCCACGUGGCACAAAGAAUACUGUAGAUCAAAAUCCACGUGCCAAAAUUUAUCUUUUUAAAAAAUUGUGGAUCAAAAUUUAUUUCAAAAAAUUUGAGCUACAGUACUCCAGAAAUUCCACGUGUCAAAAAGAUUACGGUAGCUCAAAUUUCCCACUGAAAAUGGCCAAUAUACUGUACUUUUGAUCUACAGUACCCCAAAUCCACGUGGCACAAAAAAUUACGGUAGCUCAAAAUUUUGAAAAAAAAAUCCACGUGGCAAAAUUUAUCUUUUUAAAAAUUGUAGAUCAAAACUUAUUUUCAAAAAAUCUGUACUACAGUACUCCAGAAAUGCCACGUGGCACAAAAAAAUUACGGUAGAUCAAAUUUUCCUUUGAAAAUGACCAAUAUACUGUACUUUUGAUCUACAGUACUACAAACCCACGUGGCACAAAAAAUACUGUAGAUCAUAAUUUUGAAAAAAAAUUCCACGUGGCAAAAUUUAUCCUUUGAAAAAUUGUAGAUCAAAAUUUAUUUCAAAAAAUUUGAACUACAGUACUCCAGAAAUGCCACGUGUCAAGAAAAUUACUGUCUACAGUAUCCCCAAGAAUAUUCCACGUGGCACUAAAACCUCCCAGACUACUGUAGAUCACAAAUUCCAAAAAAUGAAGAUACUGUAGAUCAAGUUCAGCUUCUCUUUUCUACAGUACCCAUCUAAAUUUUUCGCGCCCAAAAAUCCAAAACUGUAGCAGAAUUUCCUGAGUUGUUGUACUAUUUUCAGUGUUUCGAACCAGCUUCCUCCUAUUUUCAGCCCCAAAAAUCCUCCAAUUCAUUCCAGGCUGAUCUCUACUUUGCCGGCCACAAUUCCUCCAUGAAUCCGCUGAUGGAAAUUCCCGAAAAUUGCGAUUGUCGCACAAUUCCCAUGAUGCAACACCCGCGAUUGGUGACAACUGACGGUGCAGGACACAACACACUGUGGCCUGCCCCGUUUGCCAAACCCAAAAAAGCCUCCAAAACGUGUUGUCAACGAUGGACGCCGGCGAAAAUCGACAAAUUGAGCAGAUAUUGUUUUCCGUUGGCGUUUUCGGUUUUUAAUAGUGCGUUCUGGGCGGGCAAAUACAGUAACCUAGCCUCCAAAAAAUACAGUAACCUGGCCUCCAAAAAUACAGUAACCUAUGGAUCAAUUCAUCUGAAGAAAAAAUGAAUUUCGCGACAUUUUUUGUCGCGAAAUUGCAAUUCGUGAAACGACACGAAAUAGACACAAAAAUAAAGGAGAAAUAUUGAAGGGACACGUAAUCCCUGCGAGACCCAACACACGAAAAAAGAAUUUCCUCUUUUAUUUCAAUAAUUUCGUGUCGUUUCGCGAAUUGCAAUUUCGCGACAAAAAAUGUCGCGAAAUUCAUUUUUUCUUCAGAUGAAUUGAUCCACUAGCCUCCAAAAAUACAGUAAGCUAGCCUUCAAAAAUACAGUAACCUAGCCAAAAAAGAUUUUUUGUAGAUCAUAAUUUACAGAGUAACCUGGCCUUAGCUUUGGGUUUUCCUCACGGCAUUUCAGAAAUUUUUUUCUCUGCGUCUCUCUCUCUCUCUCUCUCUCUCUCUCUCUCUCUCUCUCUCUCUCUCUUUUGUGAUCCAGGAUUCUGCAAAAUCUUCUGAAAAUCUAGAAAAAAGUUCUGAAAACCUGAAAAUUGGACAUUUGAGAUUCUGAAAAAGUCUGAAUAUUUUGGGAUUUUGAAAAUUAGGGUUUUCCGAGCGGUAGCGAGUGUAAACCGCAAGCUUCCGCGCAGCGGCACUGUCUUCCGCUUCAGCGGCCAGGUUCUGAAUAUUAGUUGGCCCUGAUUUUCUAGAUUUAGGAAUUUAUUAGAAAUUAGCCUAAAAUUUUUGUGAUACAGGAUUCUGAAAAUCUUCUGAAAAUCUAGUUUUUCAGAGAUCUUCCGGCCAGGUUCUGCCAACUUCCUAAAUAUUAGUUGACCUAAUUUUCUAGAUUUAGGAAUUUAUUAGAACUUAGCCUAACUUGACCGAACAGAAUUCUGAAAAUCUUUUGUGAAUUCAGAUCAAAUUUCAGAGAGUUAGCCUAACUUGAGGUCAAGUUUCGAGCGGUAGCGAGUGUAAACCGGAAGCUUCCGCGCAGCGGCACUAUCUUCCGCUUUAGCGGCCACGCCUUCACCUGGGCAUGAUUUUGAGCCUAAAAUUUCAUCUCAUUCUGAUUUCCAGCGGUCCAGCUUCCGAGUAACUCGGAAGCUGGAGCGGAAGCUGGAACCUCUAACUUCCCAGAAUCUAGAAGUUAGCCUAACUUCAACCUAUUAUUUUUUUUCUUGCAGUUGUAUAUUGGAUCUCGAUGAAAUACCUCAGUCUUCACGCGGCCGAUGAUCUCGACAAUCGUGAACGUUGGCAAAUCAUCCAAAAAUAAUUAAUUAAUUAAUUUUUUGUGCACCACAAUUUUCGCUCCCCCUCCCUCACAAAUCUUUCACUUUCCUCCUUUCCUUUCCUUUCCUAAACUACACUAUAGUUUCUUCUGUCCAAAAAUCAAUCGAUAAUUUCUCAUUUUUCCGUCCAGCACGCCUCGAAACUUUUUUCCAGAGACACCCGAUUUCAGCUAACUCUUUUUUGGCAUGGUGUGCAGUGUGUGAUAUAUCACUUCUUCUUCUUCUUCUUCAUUUUUUGCAUGUGUACAUAUUUUUUUUUGGAGCUACAGUACUCCUGGAGUACUGUAGCUGAUCUAGGAACUUUUUUGUCACUGUCAUGGGUAUUUUUUUAAAAUGUAUUUUUUUUUGUUUUUUUUUGCAGAAAAAAUUCAAAUCAUGAAAUUGUUUUGAAAAUUAUCGAUUUUUUCAAGCUAGGAGGGUUUUUGGAGAAUGCUACAGUAAUCUUAGGGCUGAAAACCCUACAGUAAUCCUGGUAGAUCAGGGAUUACUGUAGAGCACAUUUGAUUUUUGUAGAUCAGCAAAAAAACCUAUAGUAAUCCUGGUAGAUCAGGGAUUACUGUAGGUCAAUUUUCCCGCCGAAAUUUCACAUUUUUGAGGAAAAAUUCUACAGUAACCCUGGUGGAUUACUGUAGGUUAACUAUCAGAAAAAACAUCUACAGUAACCGAGAUGAGAUUUGGAUUUCUGUAGAUCACAUUUUCGGCCCGAAAACCAAUUUGAUCUACAGUAACCGCUGAAUUACUGUAGGUCAAUUUUCACGCUUUUGAAGAAAAAUUCUACAGUAACCCUGGUGGAUUACUGUAGAUCAAUUUCCAGAACAAAUUUCUGUAGAUCACAUUUUUGGCCCCGGAAACCAAUUUGAUCUACAGUAACCUCUCUCAAAUUACUGUAGAUCAAUUUUUGGCGCCAAAAAGUCCUCCAAAUACCCUCCAAAAUUUGAGGUCAAAUAUUUUUUUUAUAUUUUUUUUGUAUUUUUUAUGUACCGAUUUUUUUAUUGCUCACCCCAAAAAAAAAAAAAAAAAAAAAAAAAAAAAAAAAAAAAAAAAUUCAGAUGGUCACUCGAUGAACGACGUGGAAUACAAUUGGUGCGGCCUAUCGCGGCGGCCGAAUUGCACAGAUUCGGUCCGGGCCGAUUCGGUCGAGUUGGCCAGCUACAAGUUUGUCGAGAUUUGUAAGAGGCGCACGGUGGCCGUGACGUCAUCAGGUGAGUUUUGGGCUUAGAAUGUUCCUUAGGCUUAGGAUGUUCCUUAGGCUUAGGAUGUUUCUUAAGCUUAGGAUGUUCCUUAGGCUUAGGAUGUUCCUUAGGCUUAGGAUGUUUCUUAAGCUUAGGAUGUUCCUUAGGCUUAGGAUGUUCCUUAGGCUUAGGAUGUUCCCUUUAGGCUUAGGCUUAGGCUAAUGUUUCAGGUUAGGCUUAGAAUGUUCCUUAGGCUUGGGGUGUUUCUUAGGCUUAGGAUGUUCCUUAGGCUUAGGAUGUUCCUUAGGCUUAGGAUGUUUCUUAGGCUUAGAUUGUUCCUUAGGCUUAGAAUGUUCCUUAGGCUUGGGGUGUUUCUUAGGCUUAGGAUGUUCCUUAGGCUUAGGAUGUUCUUUAGGCUUAGGAAGUUCCUUAGGCUUAGCAUGUUCCUUAGGCUUAGGAUGUUCCUUAGGCUUAGGAUGUUCCUUAGGCUUAGGAUGUUCCUUAGGCUUAGGAUGUUCCUUAGGCUUAGAAUGUUCCUUAGGCUUAUGAUGUUUCUUAGGCUUAGGAUGUUCCUUAGGCUUAGGAUGUUCCUUAGGCUUAGAAUGUUCCUUAGGCUUAGGAUGUUCCUUAGGCUUAGGAUGUUCCUUAGGCUUAGGAUGUUCCUUAGGCUUAGGAUGUUCCUUGGGCUUAGAAUGUUCCUUAGGCUUAGGCUUAAGCUAGGCUUUAGGCUUAGGCUUAAGCUAGAACCCUAAGCCUGAAUCCAAAGCCUAACUCAUCUGAAGCCCCCUAUAAUUCCACGUGGCAAAUCCAAACAAUUUUUUUCAGGCUCAUAUUCGAGAUUGGCUGUGAUUUUUGUACUGGAUCGACAAUGCGGCUUCUAUUUUCUGCAAAUUUUCUUCCCGGCUAGUUUGGUCGUGGUUUUGUCGUGGGUGAGUGAGCUCAAGCGGAGCAGGGAUAAGCUGCUCAAACUUCCCCACAAUUUCCAGAUCUCAUUCUGGAUCUCCCGCGACUCUGCGCCCUCUCGAACGCUCAUCGGAACAAUGACAAUCCUCACCGAAACCCAUCUAAUGACCGGCACAAAUCGUCGUCUUCCCCCAGUUGGUUAUGUCAAAGCCGUCGAUAUUUUUCUAGGAUUCUGCUAUCUUUCAGUGGUUUUGGCUCUGAUUGAAUAUGCGUGUGUUGCAUAUUCGAAGAAGAAAAAUGAGGAUCGAAGGAGGAAGGAGAAGAAGACGGAGCACAAGCCAGCUCCACCUACACCUGAUAUUCUGCACGAUGUGAGAUUGGCUGAAUGUACGUGUAAUGCGGCGCCAACUUCGAUUAUUGCAGUGAUCAAGCAGCCGAAUUCGUUUUGUGUUAGACAUAGUCAUGUGGAUAUUUUUAGUCGGAUUAUGUUUCCGGUUGUGGUGAGUGCUUAUCAAAAAAAAAAAAAAAAUUUUAAAUUGGUGUGUGCAAACACUACGACGCACUAUUGCGUACAUGAAGCUUCGUGGGUGGUCUAUCGCUUGAGCAGCCAAGUUACCCUAACUGUGUAGACCGCAAGCUUCCGCGUCAGCGGCCACGUCAUAGCAAUCCGCGUGGCCGCUGACGCGGAAGCUUGCGGUCUACACUCGCUCCGCUCGAAUCCAUUUUUCAUUUUAUUUUCAAAAAAAUAUAUAUAAAUUGGUGUGUGCAAACACUACGACGCACCUUUGCGUACACAAUAGCUUCGUGGGUGGUCUUGGUCAACCAGAAUAGCUGUCUAUCGCUUGAGCAGCCAAGUUACCCUAACUAGGAGUCGAGCGAAGCGAGUGUAGACCGCAAGCUUCCGCGUCAGCGGCCACGCGGAUUGCUAUGACGUGGCCGCUGACGCGGAAGCUUGCGGUCUACACUCGCUCCUCUCGAAUCCAUUUCUCAUUUUCCAGUUCACCCUAUUCAACAUAAUUUAUUGGACAACUUUGCUUUACCAAGCCCGUCGUCUACCGUAUAUCAGUGAACACGAAGAAAUUCGAUGCUGA